AUGUAUGCCAAUACGACCGUCUCAAGCUAUCUUUUCACGCUCGGUCCCACCCAACAACAUUACCUCUCGACAGCACAGCCCUUCUACUACAGCCCUAAGGCGCAUCUACUCUCACCGCUUCCUGAUAAUUAUCUUGCCCUCGCUGCACCUGUCUUUACCUACUGGGCAUCGUCUCUCUUCUUCCAUGUCCUGGACAUCUCAAAUUGGCAUUGGCUGGAGAAGCACCGAAUUCAUGAAUCUGCUGAAGUCAAAUCGCGGAAUCUUGCCACACGUUGGCAGGUAAUUCGUGCGGUGCUCCUGCAGCAACUUGUCCAAACUGUCCUUGGCUAUCUCUGGAUGGGUGAACAAGUUUCGGGCGCUGGGGUCGAUCAUAUUGGAAAUAUGAUGCGCUUGGGCCUCAUGCUGAUGCGAGUGCUAUCCUUGACGGUGGGGGAGAAUGCCGGUGGUCGGAUUCUCGAGUCGUACGGCGCUCAGUUGCUAUAUGCGAUCUACUGGUGGGCAAUCCCAAUUGCCAAGUUCUUCUUUGGCAUGUUCAUCAUCGACACCUGGCAAUACUUCCUACAUCGUGGGAUGCACAUGAACAUUUGGUUGUAUAAACAGUUCCACUCCGUACACCAUCGCUUGUACGUGCCAUAUGCGUUCGGGGCACUCUACAACCAUCCACUCGAAGGGUUACUUCUCGACACAUUGAGCGCUGGUCUUGCGGAGCUGUUCUCCGGUAUGACCAUGCGAGAGGCGACCAUGUUAUUCUGCAUCUCGACUCUUAAGACGGUAGACGACCAUUGUGGUUAUAGACUGCCCUUCGACCCACUCCAGCUCGUGUCUGGUAACAACGCCGAUUAUCAUGACAUCCAUCAUCAGAUCGUCGGUAUCAAAUCCAACUUCUCGCAACCGUUCUUCAUUCACUGGGAUGUCUUUUUGGGUACGCGAAUGACGCGUCAAGACAUUGAACAGCGCCGCCAAAAGCAGAAGAAAACCCUGUGA
Molecule: messenger RNA, 984 nt
Organism: Fibroporia radiculosa
Lineage: Eukaryota; Fungi; Basidiomycota; Agaricomycetes; Polyporales; Fibroporiaceae
Exons: 3
Coding region: 1-984 (327 amino acids)
Biological process (GO): lipid biosynthetic process
Molecular function (GO): iron ion binding; oxidoreductase activity
Source: RefSeq, a predicted model, not a curated record